GUAAAAGAAAAAAGAAAACAGACAUGGCGGCGGAGAUUCACUCGAGGCCCCAGAGCUCCAGACCUGUCCUUUUGAAUAAGAUCGAAGGGCACCAGGACGCAGUGAAUGCUGCGAUUCUGAUACCGAAGGAGGACGGGGUGAUCACGGUUAGUGAGGACAGAACAAUCCGAGUGUGGCUGAAGCGAGACAGUGGGCAGUAUUGGCCCAGCAUCUACCACACAGUGUCCUCACCUUGUUCCUGUCUGGCCUAUCACCAUGAGAGCAAGCGGGUCUUUGUGGGCCAGGACAACGGGGCUGUUGUGGAAUUCCACAUUUCUGAAGAUUUCAACAAGAUGACCCAUGUAAAAACAUAUCCAGCCCAUCAGAACCGCGUGUCGGCCAUCGUCUUCUCCCUGGAGAGCGAGUGGGUGGUGAGCACGGGACACGACAAGUGCGUGAGCUGGAUGUGCACGCGCAGCGGGACCAUGCUCGGGCGACACUACUUCACCUCCUGGGCUUCCUGCCUGCAGUAUGAUAAUGAAACGCAGCACGCCUUUGUGGGGGACUAUUCCGGCCAGAUCACCCUGCUGAAACUGGAGAGGCAGACCUACUCCACCAUCACUACCCUGAAGGGCCAUGAGGGCAGCAUCGGGGCGCUGUGGUGGGACCCCGUGCAGAGGCUGCUGUUUUCGGGAGCGUCGGACCACAGUGUGAUCAUGUGGGACAUCGGGGGCCGGAAGGGGCGCACGCUCCUGCUACAGGGGCACCAUGAACGUGUGCAGGCAGUGCGAUAUCUGCAGCUGACAAGACAGCUGGUUUCCUGCUCCUCAGAUGGAGGAAUCACUGUCUGGAACAUGGACACACCCAGGGAGGAGGCUCCUCAGUGGCUAGACAGUGACUCCUGUCAGAAGUGUGAACAGCCUUUCUUCUGGAACCUCAAACAGAUGUGGGACUCUAAGACCCUUGGGCUACGGCAGCACCACUGCAGGAAGUGCGGGAAGGCCGUUUGUGGGAAGUGCAGCUCCAAACGCUCCACCUACCCAGUCAUGGGCUUCGAGUUCCAAGUCCGGGUGUGCGACUCCUGCUACGAGUCGAUCAAGGAUGAGGACCGAACAGCCCUGGCCACCUUCCAUGAGGGGAAGCAUAACAUCGCCCACAUGGACAUGGACCCCUCCCGGGGCCUGAUGGUCACCUGCGGCAGUGACCGGGUGGUGAAGAUCUGGGACAUGACGCAGGUGGUGGGGUGCAGCAUAGCGACCGGUUUCUCCCCACGCUGAGAGCCCCGAUGUUGACCCGCUCCACCGACAGACGUCCGUCCAGGGCCUGCGGCAGUCAAGGAAACUCCACCCCUUCUCCUGCUCUGUUUCUUUCCCUCCUCCAACCUGACAUUUUUACACACACACACACACACACACACACACACACGCACCUACUUCAGGCAUCCACAUGCUGUGAUGCCCUUUUUCUCUGUCAUUCAAGCACACACACACACACUGACAUGCAAUAACUUCACACCUCUGCCAGGAUUGGCUUUGUUUCUCUCUCACUCACACAAAUAAGCAUAUACACAGACAUGCAAUAUGAAAUGAAUUGAGCAGAGCAACCCCUCACAACGCAUACAGCCUCAAACGAAACAGCUCAGCAGAAAACAUGUGUAGUGUGCUGGGAUCAUCCCUGUGCUUCUACAGAUCGCUCAUACUUCAUCCCACUUUGCAGUUUACGUGAUUUAUUGUCUUCUUGUGGGUGUAACUGGUCAGUCAACAAGAUGAAAGUAACCACACAAGAACUGGCUAGAGUUUCAAACUGAUUUAUAGUGAAUUUCCUCAGAGGGCUGUUAGCAUUGAAGCACAGUAUUUGAUAUUGGCGUGUUGGACGGCUUAAUGUUUGUUUUGAACACGUUGAUGUGUUUGGCAGGAUGUGGCUGUUUGUUGAUGGAACGAUUGAAAUUGCUGCCAUAUUCCGUGGACACUUGAGGGAGGUUUGGGUUUUUCCUGCUUUUCAUCAUGGGAUUCGGAAUCCCUGGCUCGACAGCACUGGUUGCUCAAAGCUCAUUUUGUCUCUGCUUGGUCCUUCAGGCGAAGGCCUUGAGUGUUGGACACACUGACCGUUGUGACUCUGAAUCCAGCCCAAUACUCCUUCCGGUGCAUGUCCAUAUCUACAUGUGCAGAUGUGCUGUUCACCGAAAGAGGAUUCCUCUCGGGAUCCCCCUCACUCUCUGGCCUUAACACUCACUAUGUGAUGCAAUCGUUUGCCUCAGGGGAAACGGGGAUGACUCAUGAGCGGGCAGGGCUGAAUGUCCAGGGGCUGCCGUCGGCACGCCUCGUCCCCGCGUGGUUUUGCGUCCAGCUUUGCCCAUUGCGACAGGUGUCGGUUCAAACACCUUUUGAACAGUAGUGAUGUGAUUUUGAAUAUAUUUCUAAACAUAUUUUACAAUGAGUGUCAGAAGUUUUGGACUCCCAUUGCCUUUUCCUGAAUGAUCAUUUGAGAAGUGGUUUUUACUCAUGUAAUUAGAGCACACAUUUGAGGUUAGACUUGGUGGACUUGACAAGCAUCGGUGAAGAGGAGAAAGAGAAGAGUUCUACUUUUGGAACAGUAACUGAGGUGUCGGAGUUUUAAGCCUGAGAAUAGGUCUCUCAUCUGGUUGAUUGUGGGGAGAAGAAUGCAAAAUGUACAAACACUGUGGCCACAUAUGAAUGCCAGGCAAUAGUAUUCUAGUGAGUCCUAACGCAGGCAUGCACAAAGCCUUUUAUUGGUGAGGACUGUUCACUCAUACCAUUUAGAAGCCAUUCCAUUGUUCAUGUUAUGUAGCAUUUACUUAUUUCCAGUGUUGAUUCUUUUCUUUCUCGUGUCUUUGGUCUUUGUCGUCAAUGCCUACACAAGUCUCUUUCUCCAGGAACUGCUGGGCCUGAAAGGGCCCUUUGGCUCUCGGCUGCACUGAAUUGCACAAUUGGCAGUUUUGUUGGCCAUCUGUUGAAAAGUUGGUUUUGAAAAAUGUUUUUGGACACCGCUUUUAUUAUAUGGCUGGAAGUCGUCGUGUCUUGUUGCGCUGCAUCAGGUCCUGAAACACUGCACUGUAAAAUUUCUUUUUGUGGUAGGGUAAUAAUAUGGCUUGCCUUGAUAUAAGGAAUAUAUUAUGUAUGGGAAACCAUUCAAAUUUAGGCACAUUGUGUGGUCUGUUUACUUAGCAUAGGUUUAUAUCCUUUACCCAUAUUUAAGGUCAUAUACUGGUUUGGCCCGAUGGGGUGUUAACUAGAAGACGUGUAUACACACUGAGUGAAAGGAGGGUUUGUGUUGACUGUUCAUAUGGAAAGGUGUGAGAACAGGACAGUUGGGAGACACAUUGCUACAGUACAAUCAGGAUUCAGGUCCGGUUUCCCUUAAAAAUAGCCUUUGGUACUCUUUAAAAAGAGGCAGGAAUGUUGUCCCUUUCUCCAUGGGCAUUAUCAUUUAAAUGCGUUCUUUUUUUCUAACAUGGAGUGGUGAAAUGUACCUGCAUUUCUGUUGUUCACCAGUAGAUGUGCUGUUGUGUUGAUAUUGGCAGUGCUUGUCAUCAGUACUGGUCAGCUGUUGGGUAGUGCUGAGUGUUUUUAACUGAUCUCCCUCCCUCUCUGAAUUCAGCCAAUUGAAACAUACCAUUCCAUAUAGUUGAUGAUUAUUACUUUUCCAUAUAGACAUGGUGAUUUGUACAGAUGUAGGUCUUAACUAAUUUAAUCUGAAUGGACCUAUAAGAGCAAGUGACAUGCUUCACUCAUUAACUCUUCAUCUGUAGUGUUGGAAUCGGUUAAAAUUUUCUUUUUAUAAGUUGUACACUAACACAGUUCCUUGCAUUAUUUAUUUUUCGGCAGCUGAUUUUUCUUUUCUCUGCACAUUGCAAAGGCUGCUUACAAAAGGAGAACUGGCCCAGGGUUCGACUCUAGUUUCCCUUAAUUUUGUCAAAUUUCUAUUCACCAGCUGUAGGAAGCAAUUGCAUUACGAGAAAGAAAAAGGACUAAUUCCCUAAAGGUGCCGAAACUAACAUCUGCUUUGUUUUUAUGUCAAUGAUUGUAUAUCCCUUGUAGUUUUGCAAUGGAACUUGCUGUCCGAACAUUGUUGUAUAUCUCUAAUAACUGUAUUUUUAAAGAUAACUCAUGUUGAUAAUGUCUCUACCUGAUGAGCUGUCAGACUGUAGAAGAUAUGAAAAUUGAAGAAUAAAUUCAA
Megalops cyprinoides (Indo-Pacific tarpon) is the source of this 4176-nucleotide messenger RNA. RefSeq names its product WD repeat and FYVE domain containing 1 (gene wdfy1). The coding region runs from base 24 to 1256 and encodes 410 amino acids. The record is from RefSeq and is a predicted model, not a curated record. Lineage: Eukaryota; Metazoa; Chordata; Actinopteri; Elopiformes; Megalopidae. The transcript is spliced from 12 exons. Gene Ontology annotation, molecular function: metal ion binding; protein binding.